UGAAGGUAGCAUUUUCCCCGCAUCACCCUGUACACUUUCAGUUAGCCAACCGCUUGUUUGUCUGCCGCACAGGUGUUUGUGUGUGUCUGUGUCGACUCGUCCUUUUGUGUCAAAUGCCGAAAACUCCAGAUGACAAACUAAACGCCCGAUGACUGGAAUAUUUCCUCGGACUCCUAAAAAAACAGGACAGGACACUGUGGGAACAACAACAACAAGAAAAAGCGGAGCUAACCGGUCGUAAGGUUAUCAUGUUGGCCCGAGCACGACAGGUGCACCGCAGCUUCGAGAUUUUAGACGGUUAGCCUCAUCGUUUAUGCUACAAACAAGCUUGUACAUCUCUGUUUUUACGAAUAGAGACCCUAUAAAUACACAUUUUGUCAAGGCUUCAGCAACCUGUAAUAGAUCCAGAUAAUCUACAGAGAGUAAAGUUCAACAUCUGGAAACCUUCAGCCUCCCUUCCUCCUCUCCCCCUCCACCCUUCUCUGCCUCUCUACCUCUCCGACCUUUGCUCUUCUUCCCCGUCCCCCUCUUUUCACCUUCCCUUGAGUCCUCUCCCCUCCACCUCCUCAUCUCCUUCCUCAUCGGUCUCAUCACCUCAUCUCAGCACAUCCACCCGCCUCCAGCUCACCUCUCCGGCUUCACAGUCUGAAUACUGACAUGGCGUCGGCCCAAUCAGAGCAGUCCAGCGUCCUGCAAGAGGAGCUCACCUGCCCGGUGUGCCUGGACUUGUACCGCGACCCCCACUUGUUACCUUGCGGCCACAACUUCUGCAAGACCUGCCUGGACCGUCUAAAGCGGCAAGCAGACCGAGGUCGCUUCCGCUGCCCAGAGUGCCGUGACAGCCACCGGUGUGGCACCAACUUUCAGAAAAACUUCAAACUAGCCAAUAUUGCUGAUGACUACCGUCACCGCCGCAGAGCCACCACUGCAGCUGCUACAGCUUUGAAAUCCAGAGAGUCGCUGACUUCUUCUCUGCCAACACAGCAGGCCAAGAGUGUGUUUGCUGUUCCAUGUGACUACUGCCCUUCAGUCGCCGCAGAGGCAUCAGGCACCUCCGCAGACGGGCCUUCUGUUUCUCAGGAAGGGGGUGACAAGAAGGAAGCUGCUGCUGCUGCGUCAGUGUUUGCAGUGAAGACAUGCCUGAAGUGUGAGGUGUCGAUGUGCCAGGAGCAUGUAAAGCCACAUCUGGAGCUGCCGGCGUUUCGCGAGCAUCCGCUGACGGAACCGAUGAAUGACUUCUGGAAGAGGAAGUGCCCGGAUCAUGACGAGAUAUACAGAUACUACUGCAUGGACGACAAGAUGUGCGUGUGCAACGCCUGCACUAUAGAAGGAGGACACUCGGGACACACAAUCAAGACCCUGAAAAACACAAUGAAAGAUCUGAAGGGAACGCUGGAUAAGCAGCUGUACAGGGUUGAAAGGAAAUACAGCAUGGCGGAGAAAAAACUCCAGGAGCAGAAGGAGAAGGAGAGACAGAAUAAGAAGUUUAUGGACGACUCUGAGCAGUGUUUGAACAGGCUGGGUGACGAGAUGAAGGCCAAAGUUCUCCGCUUCAUCACCCGACUGCGAGAAUGCACGCGUACUCACUGUGACACCAACGGGCCAGCGAUUCAGAAGAACAUCUCCAGGAUCUGCCAGGACCAGGCCCGUCUCCAGGAGGUCCGCUGUGGCCUCGAAAGCCUCAUGCAGGAAAACGACCCUUUCCGCUUCAUCGAGGCAUACAAGACAACAGGAAGACAGUGCCGCAGGCAGUUAAGAAAAAACAUGUUCUACCCAGAGUACAUCGACAUGGAGACGGAGGUUCUCGGAGUGAUGAUGGAAGAUGAAAUGAGAAAAUUCCUUGAUGAGGAACUUCCAUGUCACAUUGUUGCUGCCAUUAAUUCUCUUUGUCAUCUUUCAGAUCUUGAGGAAGAGGAAGAGCAGGAGGACAAUGAGGAAGAGGCCGUGGAGGAGGAGGAGGAGGACGACGACGACCUCGAUGACAGCAGCGAAGAAGAAAUGAGGAGCGAGGGGGAGGAGGAGGAAGAUGAGGAGGAAGAGGAGGAAGAAGGACACGACCUGAACGAGCUGGUCGAUGAUCUUUACAGCCCUGGGGAGGAGGAGGAGGAAGAGGAGGAAGACGGUGAAGAGGAGGAAGACGAGGAGGACGACGACGGAGAUGAGGAGGACGACGAAGAGAGAGGGGUUUAACAAACGGAAGACAGGAUUUGUAUAUUUUUUACACCAAUUAAAAGCACUUUGACUGUGGGUGAAUGCAACAGAUUUUGAGGUUUUGACAUCAGUUCUAGUGUCGUCACCCUGAAGUUGCAUCCAUCUUCUCUUCGAAUGUCCCUUGUACAAGAAAGUACUCGGAGCAGCUGCCACAUUUUGCCUCAACACCUCUGACAAUAUUGAGAUGACACACUGGAUGAUACAGCGACUGAGCUUUGACUCAGCUGUGUUUAAAAAAACAAAACAAAAAAAAAACAACUUGUGCACUGAGAAUCUGCCAGUGUGAGUCUCCUGCUAAACCUGUGUUGCAUACUUCUAAACUUAAUUAAGGUGCUUUAUAUCAGAAGACUUUGCUGUAAACACACAUGAAUGUGAAUAAUGAAAGAAUGUGACUGGACGGACUCAAAUACUUAAAUUGGCAAACCCUCUGUUUGUCUGUGAUGCCUGAUUUUUUUUUUUUUUUUUUUUUUUACCACUUUGCUAGAAAUUUCACAAAAUGUGGGAAAUUUGCCUAUACAGUAUUGACAGAUUUGAUCUGGUUUGUUCAAAAAUUUCCAGGCAUAGUUGAGUUUCCCAGUUUUCCAUUACCAUAGAAAGCCUUUUGACCGGUAUCCUUGUUUUGAAUAUAUAUAUAUAUUACAUAUAUAUAUUUCCUGAACGAGAUGAAGUAAAUCAAACACACACGGUGAUUAACAAUCUACUUGAAUGAGUCUCUGUGUUUAUGGAUUGUCGUGAUAGUUAGAUUCAUGCUAGAGUUGAAUACUGCAAGCCAAAGAGUGAGGAUGUGUGUGUGUGUGUGUGCACACGCGGAUACUUGUUUUGAAAAGAUCGUUUGCUCGGCAUGACCCUAGAAAAAGAAAUGCAAUGUGUAAAAUAAGAGUUUACAUAGGCUACAGUAUGACUUUGCUUUUCAUUAUUGUGCUUUAAAAGCAUUUAAUGCAUUGUUUUAAAAGAAAAUGUCUAAUGUUCCUAUGCACUGUUCAUACAUUAUUCUUAAUAUAUCAGUUUCAGGUGAUGUGGAAUUUUGCACUUUACUACAAUAAAAUGCUAUGUUAGGCCUAAAAUAUUUGAAUGUUAAAGUUUACUUUUUAUUUUGAUACGAGUGAUUUCUGUGAGGGGCCAAACUGAAAUAAUUAAUACAUAAUAAUAAUAUAAUAAUAAUAAUAAUAAUAAAGCCUGCUGAAAUGUG
Thunnus maccoyii (southern bluefin tuna) is the source of this 3400-nucleotide messenger RNA. RefSeq lists its product as uncharacterized. The record is from RefSeq and is a predicted model, not a curated record. Bases 658 to 2190 code for a protein of 510 amino acids. Lineage: Eukaryota; Metazoa; Chordata; Actinopteri; Scombriformes; Scombridae. Gene Ontology annotation, molecular function: zinc ion binding. The transcript has 8 exons.